AUGCUCUUCAACGUCCUUGCAAGUCUCCUGGCUACAUCUACUGCUGUUGAAGCGCAGUACCCCGGUAACGCCCCAUCUGCUUCUUACACCCUCCCCAACAAGCCAGCGAACGGAUGGGAGACUGUGUCGAGCAAGUUCUGGUUUGACCCCAACUCAAUCCGUGCUUCGGGCUACUACGCGGCCGCUCAGUGGUGGUUCAGCGACAACACCGACGUGUUCUACUUUGGCCUCCAGCCUAUGGGCAAGAACGACUCAAUGGCCAACCUGGGACAGAACGGUCUUGCCAUCUUCUCUUGCUUUGGCAAGGGCGUGAACGUUGUGGACUCGGAGCUCUGCUAUGGUUCGGCCGAUGGUGGGGAUGGCGUGAGUUGCAGGCUCAACGUCAACCUCGACUUUGGCCAUUGGUAUGAGAUCAUCGCGAGCCUGGUCGACAUCGACGCUACAGGCCGCCGGACAUGGAACGGAACGUUGGUAGACGACCAAGGCACCCCAACCCACAUAGGUUCGUGGUCGACCGACCCGUCGUUCGGCGCCAUCAAGGGCGAUGUCGCUCAAUGGUUCGAGUUUUACUCUUUCAACGGUCAAGAAGCCAUCCCAUAUUCCCAAAAGGAGUGUCAGUUCUACACGUCGGUUCACUUCGGACUUCCUACCGGCUACCCGCACGGCCCCAGUGGGCCUGCCGUCCAAGCGGGCCCUCACACUGGGGUUGGUAAACUCAUCAUCGGCGACAAGUGCGCCGUCGCAGCCAACACACCCAACCAAAAAGAGUCAUUCGGUGCCGACGGCUCGGUCACCAUCACUGGCGGCUUCCUUCCCGGAAGCAACGACAACGUCCCCCUCCCCUGA
Messenger RNA from Apiotrichum porosum, 846 nucleotides. RefSeq lists its product as uncharacterized. The transcript has a single exon. The record is from RefSeq and is a predicted model, not a curated record. Bases 1 to 846 code for a protein of 281 amino acids. NCBI's taxonomy places the organism in Eukaryota, Fungi, Basidiomycota, Tremellomycetes, Trichosporonales, Trichosporonaceae.